Messenger RNA from Colletotrichum destructivum, 1605 nucleotides. RefSeq names its product Putative sodium/solute symporter, sodium/glucose symporter superfamily. Gene Ontology annotation, molecular function: spermidine transmembrane transporter activity. Lineage: Eukaryota; Fungi; Ascomycota; Sordariomycetes; Glomerellales; Glomerellaceae. The record is from RefSeq and is a predicted model, not a curated record. The coding region runs from base 1 to 1605 and encodes 534 amino acids. The transcript is spliced from 5 exons. Gene Ontology annotation, biological process: transmembrane transport; spermidine transport. Gene Ontology annotation, cellular component: plasma membrane.
AUGGGCCAACCCUCCGCUGCGGCGUCCAACGCCGUCAUUUACGUGACUUAUGGACUCUUCCUCAUCACCGGCACUGCGAUUGCGUGGAAGUUCCGCAACCAGUCCAAGGGAGAGUUCCUGUCUGGAAACAGGACUCAGACGGCCUUCCCCUUGGCCCUGAACUUCAUCGCUUCUGCCCUCGGCUCCGGAAUUCUCUUCGCCUACCCCGAGCUCGCCACCAUCACGGGCAUCCAGGGCGUCAUGGUCUACGCCCUCUCUUCCUCGCUGCCGCUCCUCAUAUUCGCCGUCCUGGGCCCCAUCAUCCGCCGCAAGACGCCCGAAGGCUUCGUCCUCACGGCCUGGACCCGCCAGCGCUACGGCACCGUCGCCAUGCUGUACCUCAGCUUCAUGACCCUCGUCACUCUGUUCCUGUACAUGGUCGCCGAGCUGUCCGCCAUCGGCCAGGUCGUCAACGCCCUUACGAGCCUGGACGGUCUGCCCGUCAUGAUCGUGCAGUGCGUCAUCACCACCAUCUACACAUCCCUCGGCGGGUUCCGCAUCUCCUUCCUGACGGACAAUCUCCAGGGCGCCAUGGUCGUCUGCCUUAUCAUAAUCGUCGCCAUCACCAUGGGCGUCAAGACGGACAUCGAUACGUCCCUCAUCGAGACGUCGGGCCUCCUGAAGCCCACCCUCCUCGGCUGGCAGCUGCUCUACAUCCUGCCCAUCUGCAUCCUCACAAACGACUUUUUCCUCUCCGGGUUCUGGCUGCGGACCUUCGCCUCCAAAACGGAUAAGGACCUGCGCGUCGGCGUCUCCAUCGCCGUCGUUGUCAUCCUCUGCAUCCUCACCAUGGUCGGCGUCACGGGCCUCGUCGCCGCCUGGUCCGGCGCCCUGCCGCUCGACCAGAUUUCCGAGAGCGGCUCCGUCGCCUUCUUCCUGCUGCUGCAGCGCAUGCCCGCCUGGGUCGUCGGCAUCGUCCUCGUCAUGGUCUGCACCCUGUCCACCGCGGCUUUUGACACCCUGCAGUCCGCCAUGGUCUCCUCGGCCUCCAACGACCUGUUCCGCAACAGGCUCAACAUCUGGUGGAUCCGCGCCGGCGUCGUCGUUAUCAUCGUCCCCACCGUCGUCAUCGCCCUCAAGGCCCCCUCGGUGCUGCAGAUCUACCUCAUCUCCGACCUUGUCUCUGCCUCAGUCAUCCCCGUCCUGGUCUUCGGCCUCACCGACCGCUUCUACUGGUGGCGCGGUUUCGAGGUCGUCACCGGCGGCCUCGGCGGCAUCCUGACCGUCUUCCUCUUCGGCCUCGUUUACUACGACGGCGACGCCCAGAAAGCCGGCAACCUGCUGAUCAUCUCCGAGGGCCUGUACGCCAACGACUGGAGCGUCUUCGGCGCCUUCGUCGCCGCGCCCGUUGGCAGCUUCCUGUGGGGGUUCGCAGCGCUCGGGUGCCGCCUGGGCUUCCAGUACGCCAUGGCCAAGAAGAGUGGCCGCCGCUUCGACGCUCUCGACCGUCCCAUCGGCCCCGGCUUCACCCCCGAGGCGGACGGCGCUCCUCGAUACGUCGAGAGGGACGAGUACGAGGCCACCUCGGACGUCGAGGUCGUCAAGCCCGCGGGCAAGUUCUUUUAA